Molecule: messenger RNA, 6105 nt
Organism: Debaryomyces fabryi
Lineage: Eukaryota; Fungi; Ascomycota; Pichiomycetes; Serinales; Debaryomycetaceae
Exons: 1
Coding region: 1-6105 (2034 amino acids)
Biological process (GO): fermentation
Cellular component (GO): membrane
Source: RefSeq, a predicted model, not a curated record
AUGGCGUUCCAGUCAACGUUUAUAUCAGUAGCAAAUAGCACUAUUGAUCAUAACUCAAGUUGGAUAUACUUAGUGGAUUGGAUUUUGGCGCUUAUCUUGGGACUUGCAUUUGUCUUCUAUUUUGGAAGAUUGGUUGGAUUUGUGUGUUCACUAGCACUCAAAUGGAUAAUAUGGAAGAAGUACGAAGUGAGGAUUAAUGUCGAAUCGUUGCGAAUAUCUCUUCUAGGAGGGCGUAUAUUAGCAAAGAAUUUAACCAUAACAACGGUCGACCAAACAAUAUCAGUGCUACAAGUUAACUUUACUUGGAGAUACUGGAUCUCUAAAUUAACAAGGGUUUCUGAAUACUACUUCAGUGAAAAUAAUUCUGAGCUGAUUCAGACUACACGAGAAGAAAAUGAAAAACUUCUGGCUAGGUUUACAUUAUUACUAGAUGGCUUGGAAAUCUUUAUGUAUAACCGAACUCCCGCUUACGACAACAUGAUGGACAUAUUGAAGGAACACGAGAAGACAGCGGAAGGAGACGAGAAAGAACUCUUAAGAAAUAACAGAAAUGAUUCGGAUGAAGAAUAUCAUCAAAAUAUACAGACAAACAAUUCCAACAGUUCGUCAUCGAAGGAAAACAUGUCCAAUGGAGACAGCAAAACGUCUUCUGCUUCAAUUCCUCCAAAAGAGGGAGGAAAUAUCUGUGGGAAUGCUGCUUCUAAUAAACAGUUUUCUUUGUAUUUCUUUUUGAAAGUUUUACCUGUCCAUAUUAGAAUCAAGAGGGGGGCUAUUGUAUUGGGUAAUAUUACGACGCCCUCUAUAUUAGUUGCAUCUUAUAAAAUGGGAAAUGCCAUUGUUGAUGUUUCUCAGGCACCUUGUGUUCUUGACAAUUAUAGAUUUUUUUACAAUUUUAAUUUUGAACGAUUUCAGAUUUCUAUGAAGCCUAAUAUUACAUACGACAAAUUCAAAUAUUCCAGCCCUAAUGAUUUUCCAAACUACUCUCCAGUGGGUAAUAGGAAUAAAAAACAAAAUGCAAAUAAUAAGAAGAAAUACGAGCAAUGGUAUCGUUUUAAUCAGGCUGUCAAUUCGAUAAGUUAUCUAAUAAAAAAGCCGUUUAGCAGGAAUAAGAAACGAACUAAGGGUGACGAUGAUACCCAUUUUCAGCAAUGGAAAGGUCUAAGACGAUAUCUUGGUGACCUGGCAGAGGGACAGGACUUUUUAGGAUAUAUUAAUACAGAUGAGGAAUACGCUAAAUAUAGUUUGAUUUUAGAUUCAUCUUGUACAAGGAUGUCGUAUUACUAUGAUUGCCCUGGUAUAACUCCUUUGAAUUCCAAUUUGUCAAAAACAGAGAUGAAGGAUCCAGAAUUUGGUGUAGAUAUGGAGUUGUCAAUGGCAACCAUCCAUUACGGACCUUGGGCUGAUAGACAAAGAGCUCCAUUACAGUCUAUGUUUUUUCCAACAUUAGCUCGCGACUCGAAGCCAAAUGAAGAACAUAAUAUUCCGGGUAAAGUUAGAGGCUAUAAUGGGUUCAAUUUUUUAUUAACAGUUAAAGAUCAGGUAAUCUUUAGAGUCCCAACCAGAGAACCCAGUAAACAUACGGAAACCUUGCGUAACCAAAAUUCGACUAAUGUACAUAAUCAAGCAGGUAAGGUUAGUAGACCAUUUGGCUGGCUUGAACUAAAUAUGAAAGAGGGAUCCAAUAUUAAUUUUUUUAAUUCAUAUGUGGCUUCCAGAGACAAUGGUUGGAAUAAUGAAUUGAAAGCUGUUUUCCACUCCUUUGAAAUGAGAUCAUCUGUGAAUCAUGAUAUAUUGUUCAUGGCUGAUAAACAUAGCAUUGACUGCAAAGUUGGAUUUCCGUUAAAAUGGAAUGGCAAAUGUGAUUGGAUUUUCGAUAAUAUCAGUGAUAACGGGAAAUUGUUUUUUCUCAGAGAACAUACAAUGUUAAUUUCAGAUAUUUUCACUGACUUUGCAUCUGGCCCUCCGCUUCCUUAUGAGUUGUUUAGGCCAUUUCAUUAUCAUAUAAAUUGGAAGUUGAAUACCUACAAACUUUACUUGAAUGUCAAUGAUAAUAAUAUCAUUAAUAAUCCUUUGGAUUUCAGUAGCAACAAGUAUCUUUCUUUUCAAGGUGAUGAUUUGAGUUGUGAAGUAUCAAUUCCACUUUAUGGACAAUUUUCAAAGUCGACAACUAUCGAUUACAACAUAAACACUUCAUUCACUAAAUUUAUACUCGACACGCCUCAAUGGCACACAGCAAAUGCUUUCAUGAAAUCCAAUGUAAUAGGUAAAAGCAGUGACUUCACAAUCAAUGGUUCUUACACCUAUUUUAGUGAGGUUGAAAUUAACACAUCUAAUCAUGUUGUAAUCAAAGUUCUUGGUGACUUCGUGACUCUAAAAUUCUAUGGAUUUGUUGUGAGGUAUUUGUUCGUCAUAAGAGAGAAUUAUCUAGGAGAUCAUAUGCAUUUCAAAACAUUUGAAGAAUAUACAAAUGAAUUGGCUAAUUCGUCGCAAACAAUGUCACAGGCUGAAGAAAGGUCUUCACAAGACUUAUCAGACGAACCUGAUAGUGUUGCCUCUAGGAGGUCACAUCUAAACUACUGGAAAAUGAUCAAGUCAGUCAAUGAUGUGGAUAUACUAUUUAUGUUUCAGGUUAGACAUGGAUUGUUAUUAUUGCCGUAUUAUUUGCAUGAUUGUUCCUCUCAUGUUGGCCUAAGGUUUGAUUCAUUUGACAUUGAUAUUCGAUUUACGAACUAUUAUUCUGAUUUGCAGGCUGACUUUUCGCCCAUAUCUUUGACAUACGUUGAUGGAAAAGGUAAUGAUGAGAUUAUUUUUAAUAUUCCAAAAUAUACGGAAUUAUUUUUGGGAGAGAAUCAGGAUGCAUCCAUUGACGGUCUUACUAUCCAUACACAUAGAAUGUUUGGAUUACCACCAAAAGAAGUCACUUACUAUUCUAAAUGGGAUUUUGCUACUGAAAUAAUCAAUAUAGAUAGUGAUGGCUUUUUUAUCCUGGCGAUUAUGACCUCACUUCGCAGCUUUGCGUUUGGAUUUAAAGAUUUGGAAAACGGAUUAAAUCCCGAAUUCCCUUUUAUUCCAAAUGCUGGUAAUUUUUCGUUUAGAUGUCCGCAUGCUCUGAUUAAUUUAAAACCAGAGAAACAUUCUGAAGAAUGUUCAUUAUUUUCAAUAGAUUUGGAUUCAAUUCUACUAUCAUUUAACGACUUGGCUAAUGAUAGGUACUCAGAGAGGCUUUCAGCAUCUAUACCACUGAUAAUAUUCAAAAUAGUUUCCAAAGCUGAAGGUGAGUCAAAAUUGUUAGGGUUUCUUGAAACAUCUCUUGUUGCGGAUAAUAUCAUGCAAAAAGAAAAAUCUUCAGAAUUUAAGAAGUUGCAACAAGAACAUAUUAGAACCAAUGAUGCUCCGUAUCACCGUUGUCCAUUUGUUUUGGAUGAAUAUGAAAGAGAUGAUGUUUAUAAUGACGCUUAUGGAUGCAUUAUGACCUCAUUGACUUUAGUUGAUGCCUCUUAUCCUUUGAAUAAAGCAUCUCACGACGAGAUAGAGGGUGAUAAUCACUCUGUUUAUGCACCAAGCUUCGAUUACAGAAAUAGCAGUGGAAGCUUUUCACUGACAUGGGAUGAUGAUUGCACAACAUUUGGAAAAAUGGCUCCGUUAACUUCUUAUAGUAUUCAUGAAUAUUCACCGGACUAUGAAAAGGAUUCCAAAUUUAAAAUUGAUAACCUAAUAUUCGACUUUGGUGAAAUCAUGGCAUUUUUCACACCUCAGUCCUUAUUUUAUAUGUACAAACUUGCAAGGUCUUUUAAUGACUAUUCUUUGACCAAAUUGAUUGAUGAUCUACACGUUGAUGUGAUACAGAAACUAAAACUUUUAAUUAGUUCCCCAUCAUUGGUAGAUAACAUCAGAUUUGUAACCCAAGAAAUUAACUUGAAGGUUGGAGACUUUGAAGUAUCUGAUCCACUGGAAGUAUUUGGUACUUCCCCAAAAGUGCCUAAUAUAAACUUGAAUAUUACAGAACCAUCUCUAGCGAUAUCACAUACAAUUAAGAGAGAUACUAAUGACCGAAUUAUGACGAAAGAAUCUGAAUUUGUGACAGCAUUUCAUUUAAAGGAGGCUCUUCUUUCUGUUUCUAGACCAUCUGAAUUUACUUCUCCGUUAAGUUUGGGUAUUAAAAACAUAGAAUUUUGGCAGACGAUUGAUAGUGGUGACAAUUUAGUAUGUUCCUUUGAUGUUGAGAAUACUGAUCUAGUAAUUGACGAACCGCAGUUCGAAUGGCUUUUUGAUUAUUGUAUGUCAAUAGUCGAUAGAAUUGGUCCUGCUUUAUCAGACUUUAAAAGGUUGUCGAAUGCUAAUAAUAAAAGUGUCUCUGAGUUAGUCUACAAAAUUUCCACGGCAGGAAGAGAUUUUCAUAUUGAUCAUGAUCCAGGAGUAUUGACUAAGCCGGCAUCUGUAUUGAGGUCCCAAAAUGAUCAUAUUAGAUUUUUUGAUAGUUGGAAGGUUAUGACACGUUUACGUCAUAUCUUUGACCACUUACCUGAGAAUUGGCUUAACGAUCAGGAUCAGCUAUUUAAAAACUUUGAAUGGGAAGCACCUGAUGAUGCAUACGAUGAAGUCUUGGACAUAUUUUCUCAGUGGAGAAGUUGGGAAGUUGAUGAUAUUCGAAGGAGUUACUUUUUCAAUUUUAUAUUCUCUAAAAGACAAGAAGAUAAAAUAGAGAAUCAUCAUGAUACUGAUUUUAAAAUACAUUUAAAUGAUAUUAAUAUUACAUUAAUGGGCGCCGAGAAUGAUGCAGACUUCAUAGAUUUCCAUGAAUUAACCACAACGUAUUCACAUUCAUUAGAAAGGUUCAAGGAUUUGACUAAUAUGAACUUGGGAAUUAUCGAGUCGAUAUUACAUUGCAGUAUUUUAUUUAACUUGGAAUCCUACAAAAGUAAGAUUUCACCCUUGGCCUUAUCUUUGUAUUCUCCUUUACUAAGAAAGAUGUCCCUGAGGUCAAAUAAUGAGCAAUGUGAGAAUAAGGUAUCUAAGAGUGAAUCUAUUCAAGGAUCCAAUAAUAUUAGUUUGGAGUUUAUUUCGAAUGUAAAUGAAUCUCUGCAAAGAAUAUCAUUUCCGUAUACUUCCAUUGAACUUUGUUCAUCACUGUUUUCAAGUUCGGGCCAAGUUUUUGCUCUUAAGGAAAUAUCAGACAUGAUACCCUUCAGCUUGUCGGUCGUUGCAGGUACAUUUGAUUUUGCUUUAUCAGUGAAUGAGAACAAGCUUGCUUCGAUAGAAUUUGAAAGUUUUGGUUUAGAAGCUGCAAACUUUGGGACUUUAAGAAAUGGGGUUAAAAUUAUUGAUACAUCUAUUGGCAAAUGUAAUUUUAAUCUUUUAGAUCAAAAUGAUACAUUAUGCGAUUCUUUGAAGUACAUGCUUGAUAAUGACGGAGAAUUUCUCAAAGAAACAUUUUUGGACUAUAGUGAUUCGAGAAAAGUGAGCGAUGCUUCUGAUAAAGUGUCUGAAGAGAGCAGAUAUUUAUUUGAAAAAAUAGGAAGUGUUUCCAUAGAAUUUCAUGUCAAUGAACUUCAUUGGUUUAUUGAUAUAAUCCAUCCUUUGAAGUUAAAGGGAAUUGUAGAUGAUAUUCAUUUAUCAUGGCACUUAGCGGAAGGAAUAUCGCUUUUCGAAUCUUUCGUACAAAAAUUAACGUUUGGCUCUAGUAUCAACAAGACAUCGAUUAUAGAAUUUGAGAAUUCACAAAUACUUAAUUCUAUUAAAUUCAGCCUAAUAGAUGAGAAGUAUGUCAUAUCCACUUCAUCUAGCUUGGGCUAUACCAAAGUUUUUAUACCUAAAAUAAUCAAAUCCAUAGAAGUCGUGGCGGCUAACUUAGACCUCGUGGAAAGCAAGAUUAAACGUCUAAAUAUAGUCAUCAAGAAAGAUGCGUGCAAGGAGAGCUCAAAUUCAGAUGAUAGCAAUAUAAAUCUUAAGAAGAGUUUUGAAAGGUUUGUGCUUAGAUCAAAGUUCACCAACGAUUAUAUUGGGUUUUCGACCUUUGUAGAUACAUCCAAGAUAGCCGUUGAGCUAGAGAAUUUUUCAUUAGGUAUUUAUAACUUUGAAAAUAUUAUUCAAAUGGAAAUAAUAUAG